Polypterus senegalus (gray bichir) is the source of this 1751-nucleotide messenger RNA. Its product is annotated as protein FAM117B-like. Bases 183 to 1610 code for a protein of 475 amino acids. The transcript has 8 exons. NCBI's taxonomy places the organism in Eukaryota, Metazoa, Chordata, Cladistia, Polypteriformes, Polypteridae. The record is from RefSeq and is a predicted model, not a curated record.
GCGUAGGCUUGAGCCAAUGGGAGUGAGCGUUGCGGGGCGAACGCUCAGUUGGCGGACCAAUCGUGACACGCCUGAAUCUCGCUGCCUUCGGAGCCCCGGAGAUGCUGCCGAGCUCUGGCUGAAGGGAGCGGGUCUUGGAGCCGUCGCAUCGCCUUUCAUGUGGAGCCUCGUGAAGGAGCGCCAUGUCUCAGCGAGUACGGAGGAACGGCUCGCCCACCUCCAGUGGCGUCGCAACGUGCACCGGUAGUGUGGGCGCCGGCAGCCGUCUACUGCCCAUGAAAGCCACGGUUCCAUUCCAGCUGAAGCCGCAGCAGUCGCCUCUGCCACCCCCUCCGCUGCCCCCCUCUCCUCCUCCGCCACCACCACCGGGCUCCACGCGGGGCAGCCCCACGGUAGCGAUCCUUGGCUCUCCCUGCGCAUCUCCUCCACCUACGACCUGCAGGGUGAGGCCUCCCAGGGGAUCUCCGGAGAGGAAAAGUCCAGGCUCUCCUCGAGAAAGACCACGGCCCCCUCCGGUGAGCCCCUCCAGUAACAACAUCCGGCGGACGUCUUCUUUGGACACCCUUGCAGCCCCUUACCUCUCUGGACACUGGCCACGGGACGGGCACACGCCAUGUGCACCCUGCAUGAGGGACAAGGCCACACAGACCCCCAGUGCCUGGGCUGAAGAAUAUUCAGAAAGGAAGAAAGGCUCCCAUAAACGAUCUGCUUCCUGGGGAAGCACUGACCAGCUGAAGGAGAUUGCCAAGCUGCGUCAACAGCUGCAGAGGAGCAAACACAGCAGCCGCCACCAUCGGGAGAAGGACCGCCAGUCACCCUUUCAUGGCAACCACAGUGCCAUUAACCAGUCGCAGACCCACAUUCCAAAGAGCGUACUCAUCCCCAUCCCGGUGUCCAAGCCCACAGCCUGCCGCUUCCGGAACAGCGUCGAGGGGCUCAACCAGGAGAUCGAGCGCAUCACCAUCAAGGAGGGCGGCUGCCGUGAGGAGCAGCUGCUUCCUCAGGAUAUCCCAGAUGGCCACCGGGCGCCCCCUCCGCUCCCCCUCCGCAGCAGCAGCACGCGCAGCAUCGACACGCAGACGCCGUCGGGGGCCGACAGGAGUAGCAACAGCAGCAGCCGCUCGCACUCGGUGUCACCGUCAUUCCUGGCCGUCACCAUGGAGGGCGGGGGGGACAGCCCCUGCUUGGCGGAUGACUUGUUACCUGAUGGCAAGGAGACAGCAGAAUACGGUGCCAGCUCACCGCUGCCCAAAUACGCCUGCUCGCCCAAACCGAACAACACGUACACAUUCAAGCGGGAGCCACCCGAGGGCUGCGAGAGGGUGAAGGCUUUCGAGGAAGGCGCGCCCCGGCAGAUGCACGAGGUGCCACCAUUCUAUGCGCCCGACAAGAACAAAGUGAACUUCAUCCCCAAGAGUGGCUCGGCCUUCUGCCUGGUGAGCAUUCUCAAACCUCUGCUGCCCACCCCAGACUUGACAUUUAAGAGCUCCACGCACAGCCUGGCAUUACUGCCCAGCAAUGGUGAGCAGGAGCGGGUCUCUCGUGGCACGUCGACAAGCAGCCAGCAGCCGCCACCGCUGGCCCGGUACAUCGAGGAGUCCGACGGCUAAGCGGCAUCGCCAUGACAGACUUAACCAAACGGCAGCUGCCUUACCUCCCCAAAGAGUGCGGUGCCAGGCUUUUGAACUAAAGUGGGCAGCAGGGUGGCCCCCUGGACAGAAGGAGAUGUGACCGGUCCCAAGUGGCUUGGG